AUGUCUCUCACACAAAUAAACCAUGUUUUGAAGACUAAUGAAUAUAGUUUAAAACCAAACGGCUAUGAUGGACGGUAUAACGGGUCAGUAAAAGGGUUUUAUAGUAAUAUCCUACCAUCAAACUCCCCAUGUGAAGACAGACGGAGUGUUGCAAUGUGUCUACAGAGCCGAAGCAUGCUGUUUGGAGUGUUUGAUGUCCACGCAGGUUCUGCUUGUGCACAAGCAGUUAGUGAACGCCUCUUUUACUAUAUAGCCAUGUCUCUGUUUCCAUUUAAGACUUUAACUGAGAUAGAGGAGGCUGUGGAGAGUGAAAGGCCUGUACUUCCGGUGCUACAAUGGCACAAGCACCCUAACGACUAUGUUAGCGCAGAUGCAGGCAAACUAUACUUCAACAGCCUGAGGACAUACUGGCAGGAGAUGAUAGAACUGCAUAAGGAUGAUGACAGUGAUAUACAAACAUCUUUAAGAAACGCUUUCAAGAGACUGGAUAACGAUAUUUCCUUGGAGGCCCAGGUGGACUUUGGGGUUCAUUUUACUAUUCAACCUCUCAGAGUGGCUCUGUCUGGAUGCACGGCUUGUGUGGCUCACGUGGACCGAGAAAAUCUUCAUGUGGCCAAUCUGGGUGACAGCAGAGCAGUGCUCGGGGUACAAGGGGAUGAUGGGAGGUGGUCAGCUCUCACUGUUACCAAUGACCACAAUUCCCACAACCCAGACGAGAUGCAACGGGUACAUUCAGAACAUCCUCCUUCUGAGUGGAAGACAGUGGUAAAACAUGACCGGUUAUUGGGCCUGUUGAUUCCUUUCAGGGGUUUUGGAGACAUGAAGUUCAAGUGGAGUGGUGAGCUCUUGAACCGCAUCUACGAGGCACGUCCAGAGCUGCUGAUCGGGAACGAAAAUGCAAAAAUGCUGCUACCGGACUACCACACACCACCUUACCUCAUAGCAGAUCCAGAAAUUACAUAUCACAAAUUGCGACCACAAGACAAAUUAUUGAUUUUAGCUACUGAUGGUCUCUGGGAACUGAUGCACAGGCAGACUGUGGUGCAGGUCUUGGGGGAACAUCUGUCUGACAUGCAGUGGAAGAAGCCAGUUUCUGGACUGUGUUUAUUGCUGCAAGAGAGGAAGAGUAGAGCUUUUUCUGCUGGAUGAGAUGAGAACAGUGCUACUCAUCUGAUCCGUCAUGCUCUGGGUAGCGAUGGCUGCGGCUCCCUUGAACCCAAGCGCAUAGCAAAAAUGCUCAGUCUGCCACAGGAUUUGGCUAGGAUGUACAGAGAUGACAUAACAAUAAUAGUCAUCCACUUUAAUAGUUAA
Molecule: messenger RNA, 1311 nt
Organism: Carassius carassius (crucian carp)
Lineage: Eukaryota; Metazoa; Chordata; Actinopteri; Cypriniformes; Cyprinidae
Biological process (GO): protein dephosphorylation
Molecular function (GO): protein serine/threonine phosphatase activity
Source: RefSeq, a predicted model, not a curated record